Molecule: messenger RNA, 4689 nt
Organism: Falco peregrinus (peregrine falcon)
Lineage: Eukaryota; Metazoa; Chordata; Aves; Falconiformes; Falconidae
Gene: MPV17L
Product: MPV17 mitochondrial inner membrane protein like
Exons: 4
Coding region: 56-646 (196 amino acids)
Cellular component (GO): membrane; cytoplasm
Source: RefSeq, a predicted model, not a curated record
GCGGGCGGGCCCACGGGGAAGCGGCGGCGGCGGCAGGCGGAAGCGGCGGCGGGCGAUGGCCGGGGCGCUGCUGCGCGGCGGGGUGCGCCGCUUCCCCUGGCUCUGCAACGUGCUGCUCUACGGCGGGCUCUUCGCGGCGGGCGACGCGGCCCAGCAGCUGUGGCGGCGGCGGGGGCAGCCGCCCGACUGGGCGCAGACGCGGCGCGUAGCGCUGGUGGCCCUCGCCUUCCAUGGCAACUUCAGCUACGUCUGGCUGCGGGCGCUGGAGCGGGCGCUGCCCGGGCGCCGCCCGCCCGCCGUCCUCGGCAAGGUGCUCUGCGACCAGCUGCUCGGCGCCCCCGUCGCCGUCCUCGCCUUCUACACAGGUAUGAGCAUCCUUCAGAGGAAAGAGGACAUCUUUUCAGACUGUAAAAAGAAAUUUUGGAAUACAUAUAAGACGGGACUGAUGUACUGGCCUUUUGUGCAGCUGUCAAACUUCAUUUUGGUCCCUGUUUACCUGCGAACAGCUUACACUGGGCUCUGUGGCUUUGUCUGGGCUACCUUCAUUUGCUUUUCCCAACAGAGUGGAGAUGGCACAGCAAAGUCAGCAUUUAUGUGUCUCCAAAGAGAGAAGGUCAAUGCAGAUGAAGAAUCAUCAGAGGAAUAAGAACUUUAGUUCUGAAAACAUUCUAAAUUGUUAAACUGAGUUUAUGGAAGUCAGUAAACCGCACUGCAGCCUCAUUGCUAUAUUUAAAAUAGGCAUCUCAACAUUUGUUGGUUAGUAUAAGCAGCGGAACAGUUUGUCUUUGUGCCUGUUUAUUUUUCAUAAAAGAGGCCAGUUGUAUAUUGGCAUUUAAUUAUUUUCAUGCUGCCAGCCCAUCUCUUCUGGGGAGAGCUGACUUACAGGGCAAUGUAAGCAUUUACACAUCAUGUCAGACCGCCUCACUGGGGAGAAAUAUUAACUGUAAUUUCAUUUUCAAGCAACUUGUAAUUGCUAGAAAAAGCGGAAUAGAACAUUAAAUUAUCAGUUGUUGGAUUUGAAGUUGUUAUCAGUGCGAGAUUGCUUUUGCAGAACAAGAUCUAAUGGAUUUCUUAUCUGAAAAGUAGCAUUGAAAAUGUUUUAUUCCAAGCAAAUGGAAAUACUGUGUUUUGUAGGACCACUUUUCUAUAGGGGUAAACUUGCUUUAUUCUACAUGAAAAUCUAUAUAGCAAAUUAAUUAUUUCAUAGAAUGUACAAACCUGAAAUAUAUUUGUAGAUCUUUUAUCUUUACUGGGAGAAUAAAGAUGACUAACUUUAGUCAGAGUUCCUUGGGAUGGAUGCUGCAUAUUGACACUUGAGGGUAGCAUCAGUCAUAAGCAGCUUCUGCCUGAUGGAAUCAGGCUAAACACUGCAGUGAGCUCUUGUUAUAUGUGUCAGUGACUUCUUGCUUUGGCCCUCGAGGGUCAAAGUACUGAAGAGUACAUGGGAGUCUUGACACCUUGAGCCUUUUCUGCUGUUUCAUUAUGUUGAAGAUAUAAUUUCAGAUUUUGAAGAAGAAGAGCAUAGGAAAAAAGGUAAUGUGAAUGCCAGAACCCAUCUCAAAACAAUCCAGCUAUAUAUAAGGAACUUCCAUUUCUUCUGCAAAUGGCUUUUAAACAUUCCUAUUCAUAAAAGACACUGGGUAGCUACACAUAGGGAACUAGGAGGAGGUGAAAAGUAAUUGUAGAUGUGCUUUGUCAGCUGAGGAACAGGUGUGCUCAUCAGUAUUUUUUAAAUGUGCAUAUGUAUCUUGGAAUAGGAACUGCAAAUUUUUGUGGUUGCAGUAAGUUGAAAUCAGUAAACGAGCCCUUCAUUUAUUAGAAUGGGAUUUUAUGCCGGGAAGUUACUAAAUUGUAAGCUUGAAACAAUACCUGAUUUAACCCAUCUUGAUGAUGAUUGUAAAGAGAAGACUCAACCCUCUUUGUUACAACAAUAAUAAAUCACUUUGAGGAAUGUCUGAAUUCAUCAGUCUUGUCUCAAUAGUAAAACAAAGCCUGCGGCAUAGGCUGUAAGUAUACAUUGCUUUGGCCAGCAGCUGUACGACUUAAUAUAUUGCUUGCCAUUAUUUGUCACUGUGGGAGUCCAGUGCUGCUUAGCUCAGACAGGGAAGGGGAUCAUGCAAGCAUUGCCCAAUCUAUUCCAUUCCAGGUAAAAUCAACUUGUUUAGCAUAACCCCGUGUUAGAGUGAUGCAAGGUACCCAUAUAGCUUUGACCACAGGACUGCAGCAGAUGGGAGGAGGGUAGAUGGCAGCGGGAGCUGCUUCUACAGUCUGUUUUGCUAGCAGACAGGUGGAGGAGGUAGCUUCUCUCUGAGGAUAGACAAGUCACUGCAAUUCCACCUUCAGUUGUACAGGCUGACCUGGAAGAGGACACCUGCCUGUGAUCUGAAGGUGGAAUUAAUUUUAAUUGACUUUUGACAUCUGUAGUAUGGACACCUGCAACUUGGCUAAUCAGUUUAAGCUCUGUUUGUAGUUAGUGGAGGAAAAUAGGCUGUUCAGACAUCUGUUUCAGGGUAUGAUGAAUUGUGCGCUCUAAGUGUCUAUUUCUUUGCAUGGAUAACAGAGAGUCUCAGAUGACUGGGCUGCUAUGUAGUUUCAUUGUAGAUGCUUCUAUAUGGUGAACUGAAUUUCCCUGCUUGGUGUCUAUCUUACAUGUCCUUAUGGGAGCAAUUUAGUGGGUGUUGCUGUAUGAAUCCCACAGUGUGAAUGGGGCAGUCCUGAUGCUGGACAUCCCAGUAGGAGUAGAAAUCCACAGAGGAACUAACUACAUUUUACCUGUCUAUUUAAAAAACAAAAGGUGAGUGAAUAGAAGUUUCAGACAGCUAUAGCUGUUAAAUUGUUAUUGUGCAUAUAAGUCCUCAGGAUAAAGAAGCAAUUUCAGUAGUGUUUUUUCUGUUGAUAUUUUUAGGAUCAGAAUAGUGUUUUAAGGUCUGUUCUAUUUCCUGAGACUUAAAAGUUUCAGGUAAGGUGUGCUAAUUAAGUAUUUGACUUUUUUUAGGGAUGCUAUUUAUUUUUAUUUCUGCUUGUGCCUUAAGUGUUUAAUGAUUAAUAGAAUUCACUUGGAGAACGGAACUGGAAAAUAAUGACAUUACAAGGGGAGUGAAAUAGUGAAAUGGCAUUGGUUUGCUGUAAGCAGUAUGCGAUGUUUCGCUGCAACUGAGUGCAAAAAAUAUUUCUGCAUGGGUAUAGUUGGCAAAACUUAAUCUCCAGAUGAAUCAAGAAUUUAAAACUAUUCUGGUGAUCUGUAUAAUGCUGAUGCUUUUCUUCAGCAGGAGUCUUUAAUGAAUGGAAGAUCUAUCUUUUAUUUUCAACAGCUUAAAAGCUUAUACAAGCUGUGCUUUAUUGCUGUAUGCUUUUGUGCUGCUAGCUUUUUGCUUGGGAAUUUGAACUAAAUCCUGCUUUGUCUUCAAGUUUCUCUGACUGUGGGCUUCAGGGUUUCUCUCUGUAUUUCUAUUACUUGAAGUACAGUUCUUUCAUGUAGUGGAAGCCUGUAGCUCUUAUAUUUCUGUAAACUUUACAUUCUGUAUAAUCCUUUCACUUCCUCUGUUUCUCAUGUCAAGGUACUUGACAGUUAAGUAACCCAGGUCCCUUUUCUCAUAAAAAAAUAGUUUGUUCUUCUGAACACUGAUUGGUCUUACAAACAUUUCAGAUCCACGUAAUGCAAAUAAAUGAAGCUGCGUUGGAACAAAUUCUCAGUAUGCAUAAAUUAAUGCACCUUCUAAAGAUUUUCUGCCUCUGUCAGUUUAGUCUGAGGACCUAAUCCCUUAGUUGUUAAAGACUUUAUUAUUUCUUGAAAAUUUUGGGGCUUAGAAGAUUAUUUUCAUGGUAUAACAGAAUGGUUGAGGUUGGAAAAGACAUCUGGAUGUCCAGCCCAGGUCAUCUAAUCCAUCUCUAUUUUGAGACAUAUAAACUUGCUUCUUCUAGUAAUUCAGUAAUUUCUUUUAAAAAAAGAAAAGAUGGGUGAGACUUCAGUCGUAAGGGCUUUAAGACUAUUUCAAGGAAUUGCACUGAUCUUAUUGCCAGCUGAACAUGCAGAUUUCCAUAGCCAGAAAGAUGAACAGAAUUAUACAUGUUACAUAGAUGCUCAGGAAGGAGGGAACGUACUGCCAGUAGCUACUAGGCACGCAUUCAGGUGACAUUUUCAUGUCAUGGGUCCUCUCUAAGAGCAAAUGGGAUGAGAAGACAUUUUUACCAGGUGCAAUUCCAGCUUUGUGUUAUUCUGAAUAGCUGUGGAGAUGUAGAGUCGGAAUUUGAUAGAAUGAGAAUUUAAAAAUGUGUCUUUCUGCUGCAAAUCUUUUAUGCAAAUGCACCUCCUGUGCUUACUAGUAUGCGAAAUACUUCCUUCUAGGCUUGGAAAAUUCACCAGAAGGCAUCUGUCUUUCACACUAGAAACAGCCAUCCAGUAACACAGCAUAAAAUAACCAGUUUCAAUCUGCACUGAAGGUGAAACUGCCUGUAGUUUGUUACUGUAUCUGAUACAUCAAGUUCUCUGAGAUCUGUGCAGCCUUAGCCUUCUGAUUCUCUGUUAUAAGCGCCAAUGCUUUCUGCUCAUGCUGCUGCCUCUACUGUUAGUGCCAAUCCAGUAAGAUGUGCAAGAAAUACUUGAAUUUGACUAAAAUAAUGAAUUUCAAGUUGACUGAAAAAUGUCUGUGUUUUUGCAAAGGCUUAAUAAAUAUUAAAUGCUCUUCUUUG